AUGGGUGGGUUUACUGGGNUGCUUCAGUAUUCAAACAAGAAUGACAGGUUAUCAAGUGUCUGUGAGAGUGACAAGGUUCUUUCCACUGCAGGUAAUCUCAUCUACGGGGAAGAUAUCCGGCACACCCUUCAAAGCAAUCCUGAAAAGCGUGCUCAGUAUAUUCUGAUGGACCGGAUUCAGCCUGCUUGCAUCAACAAAAACUUUGUUGUUCGUCAGGAGUCUAUAAAACCAGCUGAAAUUAUCUCUGAACUGGGAAUUUUUGGCAUAUUUCUCAGUCGGGGAGAUGAGAUAGAAGUCAACAAAGAUGGAGGCUUCCUUCUCCGAAGUAGACCAUGGGAUAAGUUAGAGGUGAUAAGUCUUCACGGAGAAGGCGCCUACAGCAGUCCAUAUUUGGUAGACUAGAAUGCACCUCACUAAAUGCGAAAAAAGCGAAUAGAUGCUAAAGACCACUUUCAUAAAUAGCUGCCGGAUCGAUAUUCUUUUGUCCAAAUUUUAUUUAGACCUUCUGGCCUCGUUCUCCAGUA
Messenger RNA from Stylophora pistillata, 524 nucleotides. Its product is annotated as glutathione synthetase-like. Gene Ontology annotation, cellular component: cytosol. The record is from RefSeq and is a predicted model, not a curated record. Gene Ontology annotation, biological process: glutathione biosynthetic process. Lineage: Eukaryota; Metazoa; Cnidaria; Anthozoa; Scleractinia; Pocilloporidae. Gene Ontology annotation, molecular function: glutathione binding; glutathione synthase activity; ATP binding.